This is a messenger RNA of Miscanthus lutarioriparius, 1908 nucleotides long. NCBI's taxonomy places the organism in Eukaryota, Viridiplantae, Streptophyta, Magnoliopsida, Poales, Poaceae. The record is from the annotation of a GenBank genome assembly.
AUGGCGGUCGUGGCGGCGCUGCUGCUGGCGUGCGCGGCGCUGCUCCUGCUCCUGGCGCUCGGCGCGCUAUCGCUGCCCGGUGCCUCCGACGGCCCCGGGGGCCGCGGCGCGGGGCUCGCGCGCCCGCGCCCGCGCCCGCGCUUCCGCAGAUCCACCUUCGACUCGGGGCUAGAGAUGCGUGGGCAGAAGGGGGAGCCGUGGACGGAGGUGCUGUCGUGGGAGCCCCGCGCGUUCGUGUACCACAACUUCCUCUCCAAGGAAGAAUGUGACCAUUUGAUUUCACUGGCAAAGCCUCAUAUGAGGAAGUCAACAGUAGUUGAUUCAACAACUGGAGGGAGCAAGGAUAGCAGGGUGCGGACAAGUUCAGGAAUGUUUCUUAGAAGAGGGCAGGACAAAAUUAUUCUGACAAUUGAGAAAAGGAUAGCAGAUUACACCUUCAUACCUGUAGAGCAUGGUGAGGGUCUUCAAGUUCUCCACUAUGAGGUUGGGCAGAAGUACGAUCCUCACUUUGAUUACUUCCAUGAUGAUCACAACACCAAGAAUGGAGGCCAGCGUAUAGCAACUCUUCUUAUGUAUCUUUCGGAUGUUGAAGAUGGUGGUGAGACUGUGUUCCCUUCGUCGACAACAAACAGCAGCUCUUCACCAUUUUAUAAUGAUCUGUCUGAAUGUGCAAAGGGCGGUCUAUCUGUUAAACCAAAGAUGGGAGAUGCACUUCUGUUCUGGAGCAUGAAGCCUGAUGGAUCCCUGGAUCCCACAAGCCUGCAUGGUGGAUGCCCAGUGAUAAAAGGCAACAAAUGGUCAUCGACAAAGUGGAUGCGUGUUCAUGAGUACAAAGGUCAUGCACCGGUGGUGGAGGAGACGUGGGUGAAAGACGGGCGGAAGGUGACGGACUACACGCUCUACACGGGCUCUCUCGGGACAGCGCUGCUGCUGUUCAAGUCCUUCCAGGUCACCGGCGACCGAGGGGAUCUCGCCCUCGCUGCUGACAUCGUCCGCGCGUGCGACGAAGCGUCCCGGGGCCUGCCGUUCUUGACAUUCAUAUGCGGGCGGGCCGGUGUCUGCGCUCUUGGAGCAGUGAUUGCCAAACAUUGCGAUGAUCAGCUGAGGGUCACUCAAUAUCUGAGCUCCUUUGAUGAGAUAAUAGUCGCUGAGAAAGUUCCAAACGAACUGCUGUAUGGAAGGGCGGGUUAUCUGUGGGCUUGUUUGUUCUUGAAUAAGCAUCUCAGCGGGGAGACGAUCCCUCUCGAGCACAUUAAUUCUGUGGCAAAGGACAUCAUCAAUGAGGGAAGAAAUCUUGCAAGCAAGGGGAGUAGCCCGCUGAUGUACGAAUGGCAUGGGAAGAAAUACUGGGGUGCUGCCCAUGGUCUUGCCGGAAUCAUGCACGUGCUCAUGCACACUGAGCUGAAACCAGAUGAGCAGGAUGAUGUAAAGAACACCCUGCGGUAUAUGAUCAAGAACAGGUUUCCUAGUGGCAACUAUCCCUCAAGUGAAGGCAAUGAUUCCGAUCGCUUGGUGCACUGGUGUCAUGGUGCCCCAGGUGUUGCUCUUACACUUGCUAAAGCAUAUGAGGUCUUCCAUGAUGAUUAUUUCAAGCAAUCAGCUGCAGAAGCUGCUGAGGUUGUCUGGAACCGAGGGCUUCUGAAGAGAGUUGGAAUAUGUCACGGUGUAAGCGGGAAUGCCUAUGUGUUUCUCUCACUCUACAGACUAACCGGUAACGUCGAGUACCUCUACCGGGCAAAGGCUUUUGCCUGCUUUCUUCUGGAGAAAGCUGAUCAGUUGAUAGCCGAGGGGGCCAUGCAUGGUGGUGAUCGCCCGUUUUCACUGUUUGAAGGGAAGGCUGGGAUGGCAUACCUCCUCUUGGACAUGGUUGAUCCAUCUGAAUCAAGGUUCCCGGCCUAUGAACUUUGA